AUGUCAACAAUUGGGAAUUUCGAAGGAUUCCAGCCUGUGUCUCUGAAACAAGAGGGAGAUGAAUUACUUAAGACUGACCAGCCCUCCAAGGAGGAAGCAAGUUCAAGCCAGGACUCAGCCAAAAGGCCAGUUUCAAGUCAGACAAGUGUGACUGAAUCGACACUCUAUCCCAAUCCUUAUCAGCAGCCUUACGUCUCACGGAAGUACUUUGUUACCAGGCCAGGCACAAUUGAGACUGCCCUGGAGGACUUGAAAAGCCACAUAGCUGAGACUUUUGGAGAGAACAUUCAAAGUUUCUGGCUCUUGACUGAAAUAGACCACUGGAACAAUGAAAAGGAGAGAAUUUUGCUGGUCACAGACAAGACUCUUCUGAUCUGCAAAUAUGACUUUAUCAUGCUCAGCUGCCUGCAGUUGCAACGGAUUCCCUUGAACGCCAUCUAUCGCAUUUGCCUUGGCAAGUUUGCCUUUCCAGGAUUGUCACUGGACAAGAGACAAGGAGAGGGCCUCCGGAUCUAUUGGGGGAAACCAGAGCAACAAUCUCUACUGUCCCGUUGGAACCCGUGGUCCACUGAGGUGCCUUAUGGUACAUUCACUGAGCAUCCUAUGAAACAUACCAGUGAAAAGUUCCAUGAAAUUUGCAAGUUGUCUGGGUUCACUUCUAAGCUUGUUCCAGCAAUACAGAAUGCUCACAAGAACUCCCCUGGAUUUGGCAGAGAAAAGGAACUGAUCGUGUUAACUGAACCUAUUUUGAUUGAGACCUAUACUGGACUGAUGUCAUUCAUUGCAAACCGUAACAAACUUGGUUAUUCCCUUGCCCGUGGAAGUAUUGGCUUUUGA
This is a messenger RNA of Suncus etruscus (white-toothed pygmy shrew), 837 nucleotides long. It is a transcript of the gene TPRG1, whose product is annotated as tumor protein p63 regulated 1. Lineage: Eukaryota; Metazoa; Chordata; Mammalia; Eulipotyphla; Soricidae. The transcript is spliced from 5 exons. The record is from RefSeq and is a predicted model, not a curated record. The coding region runs from base 1 to 837 and encodes 278 amino acids. Gene Ontology annotation, cellular component: cytoplasm.